Enhydra lutris kenyoni (northern sea otter) is the source of this 648-nucleotide messenger RNA. Its product is annotated as SIGLEC family-like protein 1. The transcript is spliced from 5 exons. Gene Ontology annotation, cellular component: plasma membrane. Gene Ontology annotation, biological process: cell adhesion. Bases 1 to 648 code for a protein of 215 amino acids. Lineage: Eukaryota; Metazoa; Chordata; Mammalia; Carnivora; Mustelidae. The record is from RefSeq and is a predicted model, not a curated record. Gene Ontology annotation, molecular function: sialic acid binding.
AUGUUCUCUGGAAGUGCUGAGGUUGCAUUCCAAGUGAUCUCACCCACAAGGCUGCUUAAUUCCUCUUGUUCCUUGGAGAAGACUCUGCAGUGUAGCUGUUCCUUCCAUGGGCUCCCCACACCCUCUGUGCAGUGGUUGCUGGAAGGUGUUCCUGUGAGUGUCAACAACACAAAUAGCAUCUUCAAGGUGACUUCCACGGUAAUUGGUGCCUGGAACAACAGCACCAUUAGCCUCACUGGGGAGCCAGAUAUACUCAUGAAUCUCCGCUGUGAGGGGAAGAACCAACAUGGAAUCCAUGCUUCACGUGUCUUCCUCCUACCAGAUAAGCAUUCAGGUUCCAGUGUGUACGUGAAAGGGCUGACCCAGGGCAUCGUGUAUGGAUCCAUCAUCUCCGCACUGUUCUUCUUCUUCCUUGUCCUCCUCAUAAUGAAGAUGCUUCAAUGGUGGGAGGACAGACACAUUUCCAAGGCUAAAGAGGCCCCACUUAUCCAGAUACCAGAGUUGCUGGAAGAGCCAGAAACAGCUGUGAAGUCUGAAGCCAAAAGCACUGAGCAUCAGUUGGAGUCUAGGGCUCUUAAGCCAGGACUGACCACGGGCAAGGAAGCUCCCAGACGGAUCAAGACAGACGCGUGGCUCUCAGACGCCUAG